AUGGUGAUUGGGACCAAUGUGGUGACCGCGGAGGAAGGGCACUCAGAGCUGUUGGCAGAACUGACGCUGUGGUUCCUUCCCUGCAGUUACUGCUACCAGUGCCAAAGCCAGGUGCCGCCCCGCAGUGGGCAUUGCUCCUCCUGCCGCGUCUGCAUCCUUCGCCGGGAUCACCACUGCCGCCUUCUGGGCCGCUGUGUGGGGUUCCGCAACUACCGGCCCUUCCUGUGCCUGCUGCUUCAUGCUGCGGGCGUCCUGCUGCAUGUCUCUGUGCUGCUGGGCCCUGCCCUGUCAGCCCUCCUGCGAGCCCACGCGCCCCUCCACACCGCCGCCCUCCUCCUGCUGCCCUGGCUCAUGCUGCUCACAGGCAGAGUGUCUCUGGCUCAGUUUGCCCUGGCCUUUGUGACCGACACGUGUGUGGCAGGUGCACUGUUGUGCGGGGCCGGGCUGCUCUUCCAUGGGAUGCUGCUGCUGAGGGGCCAGACCACAUGGGAGUGGGCUCGGGGCCAGCACUCUUAUGACCUGGGCCCUUGCCACAACUUGCAGGCGGCCCUGGGGCCCCGCUGGGUCCUCGUCUGGCUCUGGCCCUUCCUGGCCUCCCCAUUGCCUGGGGAUGGGAUCACCUUCCAGACCGCAGCUGAUGCGGGCCUCGUGGCUUCCUGACUCCAGAAGGAGCCGGAGCUGUUCAGGGAGAGGGUAGCAGGAAAGGGGGCUCCUAACUCCUUUCAGGCCCAUCCCCAGCCUCCCAUCCCGUCCUUGGCCUUGCCCCUGCCCAGCCUGGACUCCAGUGUCCAGGGCUUGGGUCCUGCAACUCUGCCUCUGUUGGCCCCCCGAGUAGAGUGGACAGUUGGUAAGGGGCUGCUUGGCCAGCCUAGUCACCCCUUUGCUGGGUUAAUAAAGCGCCCACUUGGUUCUUGGACUCUCUCCAUCUUUCUGGGUUUCUGGUCCCUCGCUGUUGCCCAGGCUGCUGUUUCUGGUUUCCUCUGAUUGCCACGCAUGGGAACCACAGAAUGCCUGAGGGCUUAAGGGACCAGGGCUCUUCCUGUGGCUUUGGUGUGGGGGGCUGGGGCACCAGCAGACCAAGGUGGCGUGUGGUGAUCCAGGGAACAAGAAUCCAACAUUCUUUCCCAGGUUCAGUGCUUUAUGGUUAGAAGCCUCUCCAUAACACUCACUGUGCCUCCCUCUGGCUACUCUGGUACCAGGGGCAGCAAUUAUGACGGUUGAUGUGAGAAGAUCAUGGGGCAGUGAAUGGAGGAGUCAGGAUUUGAACCCAGAUCUUUGUGCUUUCUCCUUCACCCUUGCACAGCCAAGGAAAGUGAGUAGCAAAAUCGAGGCAGAGAAAUCAGGUGGAUGUUCAAGCAUCAGCUUCUUCAGAAGCUACCUGUUAAACAUUUUUAUUUAAAUAUAGUAAAUAGACUUCCAGUUAAAUGUAGCAGGUUUAAAUACAUGGGUUUACCUCUGUUUCCUUUUAAAAUCUAAAAUGAUAGUAAAGACAUAAAACAGAUACAAAUUUACAAGGACAAAGAAAAUAGAAGGGAGACAGGAAUAGAUCAAAGAGCCUGAUGACAUUCUGAAAGAUGGGAAGUGGAUGGGGGCUCAUUUCCUCUCUUAGCAGAGAAUUAGAAGUUAAUUCCUAUAGGGAGGGGCCAAGAGGCAGCCAAACUGCCCCCCCCCCCCCGCCCCCAGGGCCCUGGAGAGGCUCAGGAACUCUCCUGGCACCAUGGAAGGCAGGGUUUGGGACUGACAGUAGGGACUGACCCAAAGUCUGUAUGAGGAGCAGCUAAUUGCCCCUUCCCCCCACCCUGGGGCCCCCUUGCAGCCAAGCAGCUACCCCUCUGAGGUACAGAUGGGGGCUACUCGAAGAAGCUUUGGGUCUCAGGGGAGGGUUGGGGUGAGGGGCUGGACCAAAAAUGGGGUUAAGUGAAAAAGUCUACAGAUGCUGCCUUGGGUGGUGGAGAUGUCAUCCAAGGACAUGGCAGGCUUGUCACCCAGGAACGCUCAGAGAAGCCCAUCCUUCUGAGAGGCCCUGCCCAUACCCACAAACCUUUGAGCUGCUAGGACUUCUUUGUUUUCCCAAACGGCACGUUCAACUGCUAGUUCUUAAUGGUUAGGAAAGUGGUGUGCCUGGCACUUUGUGCUGUAUGGAAGCAUGGGCCGACUUCUUGUCUCCUCCUCCGCUUUCUGUUGUUUUUAUUAAAUAGUAAGGAGAUGCAAGAAAAUAUUUAGAAAAUAAAUUCCCUCCUUCCCCCCAUUUAAGAAAUGGAUACCACUUCCUUUGAAGUCCCCACUGUGCCCCUCCCCGGUGGAGAAAACACUGUACUGUCUGAAUCAUUCCCUUGCUUUGCCUUGUAAUCAUAUUACCUAGGUUUGUAUUGGUUUUGCAUGUUUUUGAAUUUUAUAUAAAUGGAAUCGUACUGUGUUUGUUCUUCUAUGACUUGCCUUUUCACUCAAUAUUGUGUUUCUGAGAUUUAUCCAGAUGAACGUGUAGAGCUGUAGGGCAUUCCAUUCCUUCUCCUUGCUGUGUAGUGCGCCAUUGACUAUACCACAACUUAUUUUUCCACUGUCGCCCCUAUUGGAGGACUCCCUAAGAUCUAUUCUUGGUCCUUGCUCUUUCAUAUAAAUUUUAGAAUCCACUUGUCAAGUUCCACCAGUAAAAAAUACCUUUGAGAUUGUGAAUGAAACCCAACUGAAUCUAAAGAUCAACAUCCAUAUGAAAUUGAAAUUGCAUUUUUCAGUUCAUGAACAUGGCGUGUCCAUUAAAUGUUUUCAAUAAAGUUAUAUACUUUUCUCAUAAA
Molecule: messenger RNA, 2792 nt
Organism: Leptonychotes weddellii (Weddell seal)
Lineage: Eukaryota; Metazoa; Chordata; Mammalia; Carnivora; Phocidae
Source: RefSeq, a predicted model, not a curated record